AUUUGAACCGUCCAUUUAUAUCGAACGGCAUUACUUUGUGAAAUAGUUAGUGCUUGUAAUCGAAAUCGUACUCAGAUUCUGAAACAAUGAUGUAGCGAAAUUGUGAAGAGAGAAAUAAUAAAUAACCAAGACAACAAACAUUGCUAUAUCCAUCUUCUUCUCUUUCAGUUUUGUCGUUUUUCACCAUCUUCUCAAUAAAUAAAUAAAUAAAAUGUUAAACAACACGUCUCGCAUUGGGUAAUAAUUUCAUGAAAACCGUUACAACGACAUCCACAUGGGUCUAUACAGCCGUCGUCAAAACUCCAACCCCCUCCCUCCAACCAUCUCUCUCCCUCCACCCUUCCACACCCGCCAUGAAUCCUCUCCUACACCUCCCCUUCCCAUCUCUCCACCACCUUCCACCAACAUUAACCGUCGCGACUCCUUACCACCUGCAUUCCCUCCAUUAUCUCCACCUUCAAUAGCCUCUCAUUCCCGUCGUGACUCCUAUCCUGGCCCCUUUCCCAAUCUCCCAUCACCUACACAUUCCGAUCACCAUCCUCCUCCUCUACCUCUCAACCACACACGCCGCGAAUCAUGUCCGAUCACAUUCCCUUUUCCAGUUUCGCCACAUCAUCAUCUUCAUCACGAUCCAUCUCUCUUUCCUUCAACAUCUUCCUCUCUCAAUAACCACCAUCACUACCUUCUCAAAUGCAGACUCGAUAUUCGUAACAAGAACAACAAUGACUCUGGCCUCAUAUGGCCUUUCUCUGAUAUUAAAAUUAUCGACGAUGAUGAUAUAAGAGAAACUGCUUACGAGGUUUUGUUCACCGCGUGUCGGUCUUCGCCCGGUUUCGGUGGCCGGAGUGCGCUUACGUUUUAUUCUAAACAUGAAAAUAAUGGCGGUGGUGGUAGUGGAGGAAUGAGUCCGGCGAGUGGUCCGGUGUCGACGACUAGUAGGGUGAAACAGGCGCUUGGUUUGAAGAUGAUGAUGAGUUCUUUGUGUCAAAGAAUGAUUUCGAGAGGUGGUUGGACGGCGAUGUCGGUACCUUCGUCGCCGGUGACGGAAGGUAGUCCUCGGUCUCGAGUUUUGCCGCGCCGGACGAUGAGUAUGGCGGAGGUUAUGAGGCUGCAGAUGGGGGUGUCGGAACAGAGUGAUAGCCGGUUGAGGAAAACUCUUAUGAGAACCCUUGUUGGUCAACUUGGCCGGCAAGCAGAAACUAUCAUCCUCCCUUUGGAACUCCUUCGACACCUUAAACCUUCCGAAUUCAGCAAUCCCCACGAGUACCAUUUGUGGCAAAGAAGGCAGCUCAAAGUCCUCGAAGCAGGGCUACUCUUACACCCUUAUAUUCCCGUAGAAAAGACCGACACAUUCGCGGUGAAUCUCCGGAAUAUAAUCCGUAGCGGUGAACUCAAACCAAUAGACACGAGCAAAAACUCCGAAACAAUGAGAACCUUUAGCAAUUCAGUGGUUUCCUUAUCAAUGAGAAGUCCUAAUGGUGCUCCCACUAAUGUUUGUCAUUGGGCAAAUGGAUAUCCUGUCAAUGUUUACCUCUAUAUUUCCCUUCUUCAAUCCGUUUUCGAUCUCGAGGACCAGACAUUAGUCCUCGAUGAAGUCGACGAGUUACUCGAGCUAAUAAAGAAAACAUGGUCGACACUCGGGAUCAAUAGGCCAAUUCACAAUUUGUGCUCCACAUGGGUAUUUUUCCAACAAUAUGUAGCAACUGGACAGAUAGAACCUGACCUUCUUUGUGCUUCGCAUGCUAUGUUGAAUCAAGUCGCAAAUGAUGCAAAGAAAGAAAAGGAGUGUUUGUAUGUUAACAUGUUGAAAUCUGUACUCGGUUCAUUGUUGAGUUGGGGUGAUAAGAGGUUGCUUAACUAUCAUGAAUAUUUCCAGGGAGAGAAUGCUGCUGCACAAAUCGAAAACCUUCUUCCUGUCGUGUUGUUGGCGUACAACAUUCUCGGAGAUGUUACAAUAUCUGAUGGAGAAACGCAUGAGAAAGAAGAUAAAACUAUAGCGGAUUCCUCUGAGGAUCGCGUUGAUGAUUAUAUUCGUUCGUCCUUGAAAAAUGCAUUUGAAAUGAUAAUAGAAGAAGCAGAUGCCAAAUCUGCUGAAUCUGAAACAGAGAAAGAGAUAACUGAUGUUAUGCUUCACUUAGCUCAAGAGACGGAAAAUUUAGCGACGAAGGAGAGACGGAAUUACAGUGGAGUGUUAAAGAAAUGGCAUGCGACAGCGGGUGCAGUUGCGGCGUUGACACUGAACAAUUGCUACGGACAUGUGCUAAAGAAGUAUUUAAGUGAAAUGAUGACAAUAACAGUUGAGUUGAUUUUAGUACUGAUGAAAGCUAAAAAACUAGAAGAUAUUUUAGUCCAAAUGGUUGUUGAAGAUUCUGCCGAUUGCGAAGAUGGUGGCAAAACAAUAGUAAGAGAGAUGGUUCCAUUUGAAGUUGAUUCAACCAUAAUGAACUUGAUGAAAAAAUGGAUAGACGAAUCACUGCAAUAUGGGAAUGACUGUUUGCUGAAAGCAAAACAAACUGAAACAUGGAAUCCGAAGUCUAAAUCGGAGCCAUAUGCGAAAUCAGUGGUGGAGCUGAUUAGUACUGCCAAGAAAAUUGUACAUGAAUUCUUUCAAAUUCCAAUUGCAAUAACUGAGGAUUUAGUUCAAGAACUUGCUGAUGGAUUACACAAAAUCUUCAAAGAGUACACCGUGUUUAUUACAGCAUGUGGUUUGAAAGAGAACUACAUUCCAUCUCUUCCACCUCUAACAAGAUGCAACAGGAAUUCAAAGUUCCACAAGCUGUGGAAGAUAGCUAGCCCCUGCAAUGUCAGUUGUGAAGAUCCACACAUGUAUGGAAUAUAUGAAUCAAAUAGCCCUCAUUCAUGCACUAGUCGAGGAACGCAGCGCCUCUACAUUCGUCUCAAUUCUUUACAUUAUCUCCUUCCUAACAUAGCAUUUAUUGAUAAAUCACUCACACUCACCCCAGGACUAAUACCUUCCGAUAGCCGGCGCCGAGGCAGUUCUACAACUUCAUACUUUGAAACAGUUAACAACUCAAUCCUAGCAGCCUAUGAACACCUCUCGGAAGUGGCUUCAUACCGUUUAAUAUUCCUCGACUCAAACGCUUUCUUCUACGAUAGUCUCUAUGUUGGCGACGUCGCCAAUGCUCGAAUCAACAAAACUUUGACAAUCCUCAAACAUAACAUCAAACUAAUGACAGCAAUUGUUAUGGAGCGAGCUCAAGCAUUGUUAACGAAGGAAAUCAUGAAGGCAUGUUUUGAAGCAUUCCUUAUGGUUUUGCUUGCUGGUGGAACAACAAGGAUGUUUAAUGAGUCAGAUUAUGUGAGUAUACAAGAGGAUUUUCAAUGUUUGAAGAAAGCAUUCUAUAGUUGUGGAGAAGAGUUGAUAUCAGAAAGUGUGGUGGAUAAAGAGGCUGAAGUAGUGGAAGGUGUCAUAGCAUUAAUGGGAAUGAGUACUGAAGAAUUGAUGGAAAAUUUAACUAAUUUAUCAACUGAGAUGGAUGGUGUCACUGGAAACGGUACCAAGAUUCCAAUGCCACCAACCACAAGGAAAUGGAAUAGAGCUGACCCCAACACAAUUUUGAGGGUAUUGUGCUAUAGAAACGAUCGAGUCGCCAAUCAUUUCUUAAAAAGAACUUUCCAAAUAGCUAAGAGGAGAUGACGAUAAUGAGGUGCGAUUCUUGAUAUUGUAAAGAAACAAUGUAAAAUUCAUGAUGUUACAACCUAGGCUGCGGUUGCAGACUUUUAUUAAAGAUUCUAGUUAAUACAGAUAUAAUAUUUUUGUAUAGACGAAUGUUAACAAUUAGUUUAUGUAUUAAGGGGGAAAGAGAAAUGUUAGUGUCAGAGAUUGAACUAUGGACCUUCUGCAUGUAACUCCUUCGAUGUCCUUAGUCAAACCACUGGACUACCCAUUUGGAGACAAAUAUCCAACUUACAAUACAUUUAAGGUGCAAUAUUUUCUUUUGUCCUUCUUAAUGGAGAGUUGGUGAUUUUGGUAAUGGACAUAAAGUUGGUAGAAUGUAAAAAAUAGAAUGUUAGGCCUUAAAUGUAAAUAAAGGACUAUUUUUCCAAGUUGGAGAAAUAAGAGAAGGGCAAUUGUUUAGUUACAUGUGAUUGACUGUUGUUAGGUGGAAUAUGAGUAUAAGUCUUUUUUACUACUGAAUUCUCUAUUUGUAUUUUUGUUUGAUGCUUUGAUUAUCAAAAUUCAUGUGGAAAUAACAACUUUA
Molecule: messenger RNA, 4223 nt
Organism: Cicer arietinum (chickpea)
Lineage: Eukaryota; Viridiplantae; Streptophyta; Magnoliopsida; Fabales; Fabaceae
Product: protein unc-13 homolog
Source: RefSeq, a predicted model, not a curated record